UUUCUUGUGCUCCAUGAUACUAAGCAUAAUUAUUAGUUUGUGGGUUAUUUCAACUUGCAGAUUAUGGAUGAUAAAAUCCAUUUAUGUCCACACCAGAGAGGGCCACGUCCCUAAACCCCGACAAGAACCCCGGUCAAUCAGAUAAAAUCCAAAGAAAUACGCGGUUAAUUUAAUUAAAAAAAGGAUUAUUAUCACUCAAUAUUAUGGAUGGAAGAAGCAAAUGAACGUUAUUAUUUACUCGAAAAAGAAUUUAGAGAAAUUAACAAAUCAGAUAUUUUAAAUAUUUUGUCAAUUUCUUUAUAUAAACAAGGAAAUUUAAAGAGAGCUUUAAUUAUUAAUGAUAAAUUAAUUGAAUUAGAUCCUUUAUAUCCAAAUGCAACAAAUAAUUCAAAAUUAUAUGAACAAGAAUUAUUGGCUAAUGGAGUUGUUGAAGAAGAUUUUCGUUUAAAUAUACCUCCAUUAAAUAAUUAUAGAUCAUUAAACGAUUCAUACCAUCAUUUUGUUGAUCGUUUGGCUUAUGAAGAACUCUGUCGUGAAGAAAAUGAAAUUAAUCUAACACAAAUAUCCAAACUUUAUUGUUAUUACAAAAUGGAUCGCCCAUUCCUUCGUUUAGCCCCAAUUAAAGUUGAAAUUAUUCGAUUCGAACCCUUAGCUGUUAUAUUUCGUAAUGUUGUAUUUGAUGAAGAAAUUGAAAUAAUGCAGAAUAUAUCAUUACCAAAAUUAUUUAUAUCUCCGUUUGGAAGAAACAAUAGUUCCAAAUUUAGAAUUAGCAAAGGUGUUGGGAUUAAUGCAAGAGACCAUUCAAUUGUGUUACAAAUAGCCAAACGUUUGAAAUUAAUGACUAAUUUAAAUAUGAUGUCAGCUGAAGGUUUACAAGUGGCAAAUUAUGGAAUUGGUGGAUAUGUUGAACCCCAUUUUGAUUUUCCUACUAAGGUUGGCGGUAACAGUGAUGCGUAAUUUCAGAAUUGCCUUGGUACCAUCCUUAAUUUUGCGGCGCUGUAAGCUAAAAAAAUCACUUUUUAACAGUGCAAACGAAAGUUUUAAGAAUUUUGG
Meloidogyne enterolobii is the source of this 1053-nucleotide messenger RNA. Lineage: Eukaryota; Metazoa; Nematoda; Chromadorea; Rhabditida; Meloidogynidae. The record is from the annotation of a GenBank genome assembly.